UCCUCCGCUAGCUUAGCCUGCUAGCUGGCAGCUCAGGUAAACAUGGCCAUGUCUCAGGCUCUGUCAGAGGAGGAGUUCCAUCGGAUGCAGGCUCAGCUGUUGGAGCUUCGGACUCAGAACUACCAGCUGUCUGAUGAUCUCAGGAAGAACUCGGCUGAGCUGAACGCCGUCCGUCAGAAGAAUGUGGUUUUGGAAAGAGAUUUUGUCAAAGCACAAAAGGCUUUGAAUAAAAGCAAAAAAGCUCAGGAGGUGGAGGCGCUGCUGAGUGAGAACGAGAUGCUUCAAGGGAAACUCCACAGUCAGGAGGAAGACUUCAGACUACAGAACAGCACGCUGAUGACCGAACUCUCCAAGCUGUGUACGCAGAUCGAGCAGCUGGAGCAGGAGAACCAGGGCCUGAAGGAGGGAGGAGCAGCGUCUGCGUCCAGCCCCCCGCCUAACCCCGCCUCCAGUCCCGUGGAUGGAGAGCUGCUCCGCCUGCAGGCGGAGAACUCCACCCUGCAGAAGCAGCUGAAAGCUCUCCAGGAGCGCUAUGCCCCCGGCAACCAAAGCGCUACCACGGAGAAGGACGAGUCCGCCAGCGCCAACGGAGUCUCUGAUGUCACAGGGAGAGGGGAGGAGCCAGCAGCAGAGGGACCCAAUGAGAGGCUGGACCAGACGGAGGCUCAGCUGGAACAAACGGAGAAAAAACUUCACGGCCUGUCAGAGACGAGCGUAGAGAAGAUUGUAGCUAAGCAGGCAGCGCUAGGCUGGUCGGCUGCUCUCUGUCCAAUAACUCACUGCUUUGGACCAGAGCUGGAGAUGGCACUGAACACCGAGCAGGAGGAGAAGAGGCUGCUGAGGGAGCAGGUCCACAACCUGGAGGUGUCCAAACAGGCUGAAAUCACCAAACUGCAGGAGGAGAUAACAAAGCUGUCUGACAAGUUAAAGAAGAAACAGGAGAGUUUCCAGCGUCUGCAGGGAGAGAAGGAGGCUCUGUACAACGACAGCAGGACAAAAAUCGAUGAGAUCAACCAAAGAAAAGAGGAGGAGCUGAAGGCAACAAACAUCCGCAUCCAGAAACUGCAGUCAGACGUGAUGGCGGCCAAUCAGGUGACGGCUGAGCUGAGAGAGCAGCUGCAGAGCAAAGAGAAAGAGCACGAGCUGGCUCUGCACAACCUGAGAGACCAGGUAGCCAGUCAGAGCGCAGUCAGUCAGGAGCAGGUUGACAACAUCCUGCAGGAGAACGAUGCUCUGAGGACAAACCUAGCUGCUCUAGAACAGAUCCAGACGGUGAAGACGCAGGAGAUGAAUCUGUUGCGUGAGCAGCAGGAGGCGCUGACGUCCGAGCUGCAGCAGAGACGAGCCGAACAGGAGAGUCUGUUGGCUCAGAGGGACGACCUGGACUCCCAGCUGCAGGAGUCGAGUUUUGCCAACAGGAAGUUGUUGGAGCAGUUAACAGAAGAAGGACAAGAGAAGGAGAAACUGCUGAGGGAUCUGGACGAGGCCAGGAAGACAGCAGAGAAGAGGAAGUCCAUGCUGGACGACAUGGCCAUACAGCUGAACCAGGAGAAGUCUGACCACAAGGAGGCGCUGUCAGACCUCAAACUGCAGCACGAGAAGGAGGUCCUCGGGGUUCGGGCUCGAUAUGAGAAGGAGCUCAGAGGGCUCCAUGAAGACAAGAAUCGCUCUGAGGAGGAGAUCCGACAGCAGCUCAGAGAUGAGAAGGCUCGGACGAAGGAGCUGGAGGGUCUCCAGCAGCGGGUGGAGGAGCUGCAGGCGCAGGUUCUGUCCAUGGAGGGAACCAAAGGAUGGUUUGAGAGACGACUGAAGGAGGCGGAGGAGAACAUCGAGAAGAACUCUCUGGAACAUCAGGAGGAGAUCGAGCGGCUGCAGACAGAACACACACUUCAACUGGAGGUACGCAAACGUGUGGGACUGCUGCAGCUGGUCCCCGAGCAGAGCGAGUUGAGCGUCCCUGAGUUCAGUAGUUUUGGAGUGCGUUGUUGA
Molecule: messenger RNA, 1989 nt
Organism: Plectropomus leopardus (leopard coralgrouper)
Lineage: Eukaryota; Metazoa; Chordata; Actinopteri; Perciformes; Serranidae
Source: RefSeq, a predicted model, not a curated record